AUGGAUAGAGUCUUCGGGGAAGAAAUCAGCGUAACCGUGGAAGUCUAUAUGGACGACCCUGUCAUCAUGAGUCGCGAAGAAGAAUCAAUGCUCACAAACAUCCAGCGUACUUUCGACUCUCUACGCAGAGUCAACCUAAAACUGAACCCUGUAAAGUGUUCGUUCGGAAUGGAAGAAGGCAAAUUCUUAGGAUCUAUCGUAACCAAAGAUGGUUUCAAAGUCAAUCCAGAAAAGGUAGAGGCUAUUCAGCUCAUGCCGUCACCAGCAUCUAUCAAAGAGAUGCAACGUCUAGCAGGUCAGCUAGCGGCGCUCAACCGAUUUUUAGCAAAUCAUGCUGCCAAAUCAUAUCCAUUCAUCAGCACAUUACGCAACUGCAUAAAGAAGAGCCAAUUUCAAUGGACUCCGGAGGCAGAAAAAGCUUUCCAGCAAAUGAAAGAAUGCUUAAUUCAACUACCUACUUUAACAGCUCCGCAAAAAGAAGAACCAUUAAUCUUAUACCUCUCCGCAUCAGAGGUAGCAGUUGGCGCAGUGUUGAUGGUCGAAAGGGACGGAGUCCAAACUCUAAUUUAUUACAUCAGCAAAAUGUUGACCGAUUGCGAAGGUAUCUUGUCCAAACCAGACGUCGCGGGCAUAUUAGCUAAAUGGGCCAUUGAACUGGGCGGAUAUAACAUUCUGUACAAGCCGCGCCCAGCUAUCAAGGGCCAAGUCCUAGCAGAUUUUGUUACUGAAGUUCCCGUCGAUAAGAUCCAGAAAUGCGAAGCCAUACAAAAUCCUACCCCAGUCUUCGACGACAGGGUCUGGAUCCUAGAUACAGAUGGUGCUUCCAACGAUGACGGCGCAGGAGCUGGUCUCCGCCUAGUUAGCCCCCACAACCACGAACUUACCUACGCCAUUCGGCUAGAUUUCAAAAGCACCAACAACGAAGCGGAGUAUGAGACAUUCCUCGCAGGUCUCCUCCUAGCACUCAAAAUGGGGGCAAAAAAUGUUGAAGCACAUGUCGAUUCCAAGUUGGUAGCCGAACAAAUCAAUGGUCGCUACGAUGCAAAAGGCGAAGCAAUGGCCUUAUAUCUCGAGCAGGCAAGAAAACUGAUCAGUCGGCUUCAGACCUUCAAAAUAAUCCACAUUAACAGAAGCGAGAACAAGCAUACGGAUGUGCUAAGUAAGCUAGCCGCUACAAGCUUCAAGCACCUGGCAAAAGAGGUCCGCAUUAAAGUUCUCUCAAACCCAUCCGUUCCUCUAAGACACGUGAACGUGAUAGAAGUUGGGAAUCCAUCUUGGAUGUCCCCAAUUAUUAUGUAUUUAAAACAUGUAACUCUUCCGGAGGGGAAAACAGAAGCAAGAAAAAUUCAACACAAAGCGUUAAAUUAUGAGAUGGCGGAUGGAAUGUUGUAUCACAAGUCUUACAUGGGUCCUCUCCUAAGAUGCGUAGACAAGCAUGACGCGCAGUAUCUGGUCUGGGAAAUCCAUGAAGGACUAUGCGGAGUCCAUGUUGGCCCACACAUAGUAGUAGCAAAAAACAUGAGUGCAGGCUAUUACUGGCCCAAUAUGCAUUUGGACGCUGUAGAGAUCUUGUGCAAGUGUACAUCAUGCCAACGUCAUGCUCUAAAAACACUUCGCCCAAAGAACCCGUUGGUUCCAGUAACCGCAACGUGGCCUUUCCAACAAUGGGGAAUUGACCUAGUAGGUCCUUUUCCCGACGCACCGGGCGCAGUAAAAUUUAUAAUAGUUGCCGUGGAUUACUUCACCAAGUGGGUAGAAGCCAAAUCCCUAGCAUCACACACCGUAAUGGUAAUCAGAAAAUUCAUCUGGGAACAUAUCAUCUGCCGGUUCGGAUUGCCAUUGCGCAUUAUCACAGACAAUGGUACCAAUUUUGCGUCUGACGAUCUACAAAAGUGGAUGAAAGAAAUGCGCAUCGAACAUAGUUUCGCCUCUGUGGCGUACCCACAGGCAAACGGGAAAGUCGAAAGCGUCAACAAGCAGAUUGCAGAUGGCAUUAAAGCAAGGUUGGGAACCGCAAGAAGGGGGUGGGUUGAUGAACUCCCAAGUAUCCUAUGGGCUCACCACACUAUGUCUAAGAUUAGCACGAGGGAAACACAAUUUAGCCUCGUUUACGGCUCCGAAGCAGUAAUUCCGGCGGAAAUCGGCCUCCCGUCACCUCGGAUGCUAGCCAUGGAAAAAAAAACAAUGAACAUGAGCGCAGGCUUGACCUGGACCUCCUCGAGGAGAGACGUGAAAAUGUAG
Molecule: messenger RNA, 2241 nt
Organism: Helianthus annuus (common sunflower)
Lineage: Eukaryota; Viridiplantae; Streptophyta; Magnoliopsida; Asterales; Asteraceae
Exons: 2
Coding region: 1-2241 (746 amino acids)
Biological process (GO): DNA integration
Molecular function (GO): RNA-DNA hybrid ribonuclease activity; nucleic acid binding
Source: RefSeq, a predicted model, not a curated record